AACCGAAGCCAUAAUGUCCGUUAGUUUCGACAUUACGCUUGUAGCACAUCUUAGUGCUACACGAAUAUUUGGAAAAUUUGAAACACAUUUUUCACUUUGAGAAAACCAAGUGCGAAUUUGUUAUAGAAAACUUCAUUAUGAGUGAAAAUGUGAAAUUUAUUGUGACAGAAAUAAAUAAAUUAUUAGGACGAAAUUACAGUAUAAUCGGAUUCAAUACCUUAAACACUGAAGACUUAUUACAGAUAUUAUGCAGUGUUCUGAUGAAAAUACAACAACAAGAUGAUCCAGAUAGCGAUAUUAAAUUGAAUUCGCCAGAAGAAAAUUCUGUAUACAUUUUAACAGCUCUUCGAAUACUUAAUUAUCAACCUGAUGUGGAUCCCAUAACAUUUAGACAAGGUUUAGUUAGAGGUGACGUCGAAAUUAUUCAUCCGAUAUUAAAAUGGCUUUUGAUGCAUAUUGAUGUAGUUCAGAAAAGAGCAUAUUUGUCACAAUUUCUUGUCAAGGUUGAAAUUCCGUCCGAGUAUCUAGGAGAUUCAGAAACAUCCCUUUUAUACGAACAAUAUUUGUCUCUCAUUGACAGAUUUAAGACAGUUCACAAAGAAAGAGAAAUAGGGAAGAAAAAUGUUGAAACUGCUGUUGAGCUUGCAACGGAUCUACAAGCAAUGACAAAGGAAAAAGAAGCAGUAACAGCGCGUAUUGCUAAAAUUAAAUUAAAAGCUGAACCCGCGCUGCAUUUGCUAGACGCCUGCAAAUUGUUACGAACGGAAAAAGACAAAGAACGCAAUCUAAUAUCGCAGAAGGAGCAAGAGGAAGACACUAUUUCUGAUUUACAAAAUUCCCUUCAACGAGUCGAACGUGAAUUAUACAGUUUAAAACGCAACAGUACCGGACUCACACCACAAAUAUUAAUCCAACAUCUGACAGGGGAAGUAACAGUACAAUCUGCAAUUGUAAAAGAAAAGCUUCCAUCUGAGUUAAACGCAAAGAAGAAUCGGUUAAGAGCUUUAUCAAUAGUUAAGGAAUAUUCUUAUUUAGGUGCGGAUAAAAUUACGACUAUGAGAAAUAAUUUAGAUGUGAUAUCAAAGGCUAUACAAGAUUUAGUAGAAUCCAAAAUAUCUAAAAAUGAUAUCGAUAAAGUGGGACCGUUCAGACAACAAGCUGCUGCUGUUGGAAAUAUGAAACGAAAUGCCCUUGAACGUUUAGAAAAAAUAGAAAGUUCCUUAGAGGAAUUACAAUCAAGAUUAAAAGAGAAACAAGAUUAUUCAAAAAUUUUAUUGGAGACGUCAAUUCCUAGAGCAGAAGAAUUAAAAAGAUAUAUCAAUCGUUUAAAAACUAAAAGUUCAUUGUAUAAGCGUUGCAAAGCAGAGAAAGCUGGGCUGAAAGCAGAAAGUGGUGUGCUUCAACGAACAGUAACUAUUUUAGACGAACAGAUAAUUCAUUCUUAUUCAGUGAAUAUCACACCUAAAGUAAUAAUUCCAGAAAAUUAUACACUAGAUAACGCUUUAGCGACAAAUACUCAAUUAUCUCAUUCGAUAUUGGCUCUGCGAACCAAUCUUGCUCCGGUCAUAAAAGAUAUGAAAUCGUUACGGCAAACAGCACGCGAGACUGAUGAGAGAUAUCGAAAAGCAUGUAAAAGUCAUAACACAGUAGAAAUGAGUAUAAAAAAUACGACGAGUGAUUUAUUGUUGGAAACAAAACGUUUAAAGGAAAAAUUAUCACAGGAUACUAAAGAUAAGAAACAAUUGCAACAAAAAAUUACGAAAAUAAAACUUAUUGAAGAACAACUACGUAAUGAAGCCGAAACCAACAACAAUUUAAAUAAUGUUGGACAAACAUUCAAACGAGAGUUACAAAAUAUGAUUAUGGUAGAGGAAGAAACUUUACGAAAUUUGAACAAGGAACAAGAAAAGAUAAAAGAGUACAUUGUACAGUACGAGAAUAGAACGCAACAAUGGAAUACUAUUAUAUCAAUAUUUUCUUGUAAAAUUCAUUGUGCAGAAGAAAGUAAACAGACAGAUGGCAUAGUUGUACGAAAAGGAGGUACUGAAACUCUUGUAUUGCAAUAAAAUUAAUACCUAUACAU
This is a messenger RNA of Cyphomyrmex costatus, 2083 nucleotides long. Its product is annotated as intraflagellar transport protein 81 homolog. Gene Ontology annotation, biological process: cilium assembly; intraciliary transport. Gene Ontology annotation, molecular function: tubulin binding. Gene Ontology annotation, cellular component: intraciliary transport particle B; ciliary basal body. The transcript is spliced from 13 exons. The record is from RefSeq and is a predicted model, not a curated record. Bases 138 to 2066 code for a protein of 642 amino acids. Lineage: Eukaryota; Metazoa; Arthropoda; Insecta; Hymenoptera; Formicidae.